UACACUCUCGGGAGCGAAAGAUUGCUAUGUCCUCGAAGUAAAUUAAAUGAAAUUCGUGCCAAUCUUUAUUUAUCGAUCCACGAAAAAAGGAAAUUCGAAAAAAGUUCAUCCAAUUAAUUAGUUCUGAAGAUUCUUGGGCACAAAAGAUAAAAAAUUUUGAUUGCCGAUUUUACUACAUGACGAAGUGAAAAACAUCCACACUCGACAAAAUAUUUGAUAAAAUAGGGAAAGCAUCUGUCGACCGUUGAUUAUAGACACGAGAUAAUUUACCGAUCAUCGGUUAAACCGGUGGUGGUGUCUUUUUAAGAAGUAUCAUUGCAUUGGUGAAUCAUCAAAUGUCAUUCAUUUUGUCAUAUUUUUGAGAAUUGAAAACCUUGAAUUAUUGAGUAAUUUUUCGAAAACGAUUGAUAUGAUUUUUCGCAGUUUUGUACCGUCAAUAUCAGAUUUCUUGUACCGACUGACAUUUGUUUAUCCCUCUAUCAUUUUCAUUGUCUAUGUUUAUCAAGCCAAAAAUUAAUAUGCACAGGAAGAUCAUCUGUAAUGUUUAUAGACAAAGCCAUAGAUUUUCCCGCUCUUAUACUUGACGUACAGGCUGUAUGACCACAGACCAUUGUUCUCGUAGCCAUUCUUCAUCGAUAAGUAAAUCGUAUUGCUGCCACUUGUAACCAAAAUAACUUCGUUUAUUCAGUGAAAAAAUAAAAAUAAUUGAGCAAAAUGGAUAAAGUCGAUCGAGCAACGAUCGAACGGUGCUGCGAUUAUUUAACCUCUAGAAUAAACAUGUUAACUUUGUGGCCAAAAUUGCUUGAGCACAGGGUUUUUAAUCCGGAUGAUGUAAACGCGAGUAGAUGGGAGGAAAAUUUGUCAGCCGAGGAGACAAUACGUGACAUACUUCUGAAAAUAAAAACCCGUGGACCAAAGGCAUUCCAGAAUCUUACUUUGUGCUUGCGUGAAACCAAGCAGCAUACUUUGGCUGAUGUUCUUCAAGGUCAUAGGCCUAUUGAGACUGACAGGAGCAGCAAAGAUGUGUCAGAAGAUGAGACUAGUGACGACAGCGAACAAGAUUUUGAUAUUGAGCCAGACAAUGACGAUUAUCACAAGAAAUUGCGCUUCAAUCGUCAGCCUCUUGAGGUUAAAGUACGAAAGGCAACAAAAUUUCGAGAUGGGGGGACUACUAAACCCAUUGGAAGAUAUCCAAUGAGAAGCCAACCUCGUGGCUACGUUCUUCUGGUCACGGUCAAAAUACUUAACGGAGAGGUGCGAUUAGCUGUUGAACGUGAUCGAGUGUGCUUGGUGAAAUUGUUUGAACAAAUGGGUUUCGAAGUGACGGUUACUCCAGAGAAUAUGACUGGACAGGGAAUAUUGGAUGCCGUUGAAAGUUUUUCCAAGAGAAAUUUUCGUCUGGUUGACUCUUGCUUCGUUAUUAUUUCUGCUCACGGAAAUGGAAUUACGAAUGAAAAGGGGGUUCUGGACACAGAAUUCAAGGCCAGCGAUGAUGGUGAACAUGCAGCUCGAAGAGUACUCGCGAGUGACAUUAUCGAUUUUUUUACCGUAAAGAACUGCCCGCUCCUCAAAAGAAAACCGAAAAUAUUUAUUUUUCAAUCAUGCAGAGGUGGAAAAAGACAUGAAAAACCCAGAACCGAAUCCGAUUCCGGACCGAUUUAUCCGUGGGAGUCGGAUGUCCGAAAUUACUCGGACAUCAUGGUCGCUCAUGCGACCAUGCACGGUUACGUCGCUUUUCGAGAUAAUGUCAGUGGAAGUUGGUACAUGCAAAUACUUUGCGAAGUAUUUAUGAAUUAUGCUCACAAGCUUCACGUACAAGAGUUAUUCCAAAUGGUCGACCGAAGAUUAGCUGAUCAACGAACUGAAUUCGGCGAUACUCAGACAUCGACGAUCAAAAUGAUGGGAUUUAACAGACAUUGUUAUUUGAAUCCAGGUUUAUUUGAGAAUUCAAACUCAUAGAGCAACCAGAACUCAGGAGGCGAGAAAUCCGACGAAAACGAAAGGAUUGAUUUUAUCCUAACAAACCGAACUUUCCAGUGGAUUUUAUAACGCAAUUUUAUACUGCUGUCGUUUGCAUUUAUUGAAAGUGAAUUUAUUAAGUUUACAAGAAGUUCCAUUCGUAAUGUAGACCUACGAGAACCAA
This is a messenger RNA of Venturia canescens, 2143 nucleotides long. It is a transcript of the gene Dronc, whose product is annotated as Death regulator Nedd2-like caspase. The transcript is spliced from 6 exons. Gene Ontology annotation, biological process: proteolysis; regulation of apoptotic process. The coding region runs from base 715 to 1959 and encodes 414 amino acids. Gene Ontology annotation, molecular function: cysteine-type endopeptidase activity. The record is from RefSeq and is a predicted model, not a curated record. Lineage: Eukaryota; Metazoa; Arthropoda; Insecta; Hymenoptera; Ichneumonidae.